CCUCGCUCAGCAGGCGGCGGCAGUUACUAAUUAACCCCCCGCCAGCCUGGGGACGCCCAAUAUGAAGUUCGAGGGCGUCUCCGAGAGACGUGCACGGGCAGAGUGCGCCCGGAAAAAGGGGGGGAGUCUGACCCUGACUAGAAACUUGGGGUGUCCGACCAGGGGCAUGGCAACGAGCACUCAUUUAGACCCUGCCGCGUGCCUGGCUCGGUGUUCGGCGCUUUACAAACAUCGCACCGCUGCCCGGGUGGAAGCCGAGGUUUGGGAGAGCACCUGGCUCCCCGGGGUGCGGAAGGACCGAAGCAGAAGAAAGCUCCGUGUAUGCUGAUUCUGUCCGAUCGGCGGGGUAGAGGAAGACCUGUGGUUUCCCUGGAAUGGAGAAGGCCUGUUGGGACCCCACCCCACCCCCACCCCGACUAUAGCUGGUGUUAUAUAAUGAGGUGUUUACUAUGGCUAAUGACCCCUUGGAAGGUUUCCAUGAAGUAAACCUAGCUUCCCCUACUUCACCAGAUCUUCUUAGUGUAUGUGAGCCAGCUACUCAGGAACAAACUACCUCACCAAGUGUUAUCUACCGGCCAUAUCCUCUCUGUGCAACACCUGUUCAGCCUAACACAUUAAAUGUUUCUGACCUUCCUACACAACCUGUUUAUUCAUCUCCCAGACAUUUAAAUUGUGGAGAAAUAUCAGGCAUUAGCAUCCAUAUUGCAGAUUUAGUACCUUGUUCUGCCUCUGGAGUUACAGCUGGUGUAACUAAACUGUCAUCCAGAAAGGAUAGCAACAGUGCUGAGAGAGAAUUUUUACAGGAUGCCACAAUAACAGAGAUUUCUGAUGGCAAUGAUGACUUUUUUGGAUUGAGUACUGACAGUCUGUCUCGUUUACGGAGUCCAUCUGUUCUAGAAGUAAGGGAAAAGGGUUAUGAAAGAUUAAAAGAAGAACUUGCAAAAGCUCAGAGGGAAUUGAAACUAAAAGAUGAAGAAUGUGAAAGGCUUUCAAAAGUUCGAGAUCAGCUGGGACAAGAAUUAGAAGAACUCACAGCGAGUCUCUUUGAGGAAGCUCAUAAAAUGGUGAGAGAAGCUAAUAUCAAGCAAGCAACAGCUGAAAAACAAUUAAAAGAAGCACAGGGAAAGAUUGAUGUACUUCAAGCAGAAGUUGCUGCCUUAAAGACACUUGUGUUGUCCACUUCACCAACAUCACCAAUUCAAGAACUUCCACCAAGUGGAAAGGCUCCUUUUAAAAAGGGACAUACACGAAAUAAAAGUACAAGCAGUGCAAUGAGUAGCAGUCAUCAGGACCUCACUGUGAUGCAGCCUAUUGUAAAAGACUGCAAAGAGGCCGAUUUAUCUCUGUAUAAUGAGUUCAGAUCUUGGAAGGAUGAACCCACAAUGGACAGGACAUGCCCCUUCUUAGACAAAAUUUAUCAGGAAGAUAUAUUUCCAUGCUUAACCUUUUCCAAAAGUGAGUUGGCUUCAGCUGUUUUGGAGGCUGUGGAAAAUAAUACCCUGAGCAUUGAACCAGUGGGACUGCAACCUAUUCGAUUUGUAAAAGCUUCUGCAGUUGAAUGUGGAGGACCAAAGAAAUGUGCUCUCAGUGGUCAGAGUAAGUCAUGCAAACAUAGAAUUAAAUUAGGAGACUCAAGCAACUACUACUACAUUUCUCCUUUUUGCAGAUACAGGAUCACAUCAGUGUGUAACUUUUUUACAUAUAUUCGCUAUAUUCAGCAAGGACUUGUGAAACAGCAGGAUGUUGAUCAGAUGUUUUGGGAAGUUAUGCAAUUGAGAAAAGAAAUGUCAUUGGCAAAACUGGGAUAUUUCAAGGAGGAACUUUAAUUCUCUACACUGAAUAUGCAUGAACUUCACUGAAUAACUAAAAUGGCUGAAUUUUUUUUAUGGUCACUUGAUAUUUAUUUCCAAGGAGUUGGGUCCAAGAUCUUUUAUCCUCUUUUGAAAAACGCACUAAGGAAUACUAUGAUUUGUUUCAAACUGACACAUGCUUUGUAUGCUUACAUAAAAAUUUAGUUGAACAAACUAAGACAAAGACUUGCAGGUGUACUUGUGAUUGUAAUUUAUAGUUGAAAAAAAAAAAGCCCUAAUUAAAUAAAUGUUAGAUUGAAGGUGUGUGUUUGCUUACUCUUCUAAUUUUAUUAUGCCAUGUGAAGGGAUGGCUCAUAGAAUUUCAGAUCUUUGAUACAUGGAAUAAAUUUUUUCUUUAAAAUGCUAAUUACUAGCUGUAUAUUGAACUAACAGUAUGUAUAUUAGUAGUGAUUUUUCUGUGACUCAGUUACAAAAGAUUUAACCAAAUUUGAAUUUUACAAAUUGGUCUGUGAAAGUGUGCUUCAUUACUCUGGAAAAUGUAAGAGAAAUGUCACAAGUGGACCCAAACUUACCAGAAUUUAGGGUUUAGGUAGGGAGACAGGCCAAUAAACAUGAAACAACUAGAUAAUAAAAGACACUAGGGUUCCUUAGUGCUGAUAAUAAGUACAGAAAUGGGAGACAGGAGUGGGAAUUGUCAUAGUUGGGAAUUUCUUUUUUGAAAGGGUGGAACUGGGACAAGAUUGAAUAGUCGGAGAAGAGGAGUGAAUGAAUAAAGGCAUAAUGAGAAUAGUGGUUUGACCCAUACAAAGGGGACUUUUUUUUUUCCAAAGACUUUUUUAAAGGAAUAGUAAAAGAAAUUUUUUUUCCAAUUUUUAAAAAGGUUGAGUGGGGCUGAAUUAUAUAUAGGCUUUGAAUGUGAGACAGUGACAUUUUGAUUUGAUGUUGUAGAAAAUAGGAACCUUAAAAGGGUUUUGAGCAAAAUAGUGACAUGGAUUGUCAGAGUUGUACUGGCCAUUCAGUUUAAUCACUUUCUAAUGCAAGAAUUCUUUUUAUAACUGAUUUGAUGGAUGAGCAUUUUCAAUUAUGGGGAAGGUCACUGCUCAUUUCAAUGUUGAAGAGUUUUAGUUAGCAGUUUUUUUCUUAUAUUGGGCAAUGAAUGUCUGCCUCUCUAUAACUAUCAACUAUUAGGCCUAGAUUGACUACACACAGUAUUGUAGCUGUUCAUGCAAUAACCUACCAAAUAUCUGAAGAGAACUUGUGUCUUCACUUUGAUCUUUUCACUCAGAAGUGGAUUUCUACUUCUUUAAACCAUUCCUCAUAUAACAUGGUUUCCAGACUCUAUUUCCAGACUCUACUACUCAGGUUGUCAUCCUGAAUUCAUUUUGAUUUCUCAGUGACCUUAUUGUACCUACAGUUGAACAUGGUAUCCCAGAUUUGAUGUGACCAGUGAAAAAUACAUGAUGAGACUAUGUAAAUUUUAUAAAUGGGACAUAAUAUUUUUAUAAUAUUGUCCAAGAUCAUUUCAGGUGUUUUUUUUUUUUUUUUUUUUUUUUAGCAAUGAAAAUUAUGCUUUUGGAAAAUUAACAAUAAUAGUCAAACUAGCAUGUAUAUAGUGCCUUAAGGUUUGCAGAGCACUUACAUUAUGCCAUGUAAUUGUCAGAACAACUCUGGUAAGUGCUAGUAUUCCAUUUUUUGGAUAAGAAACACUGAGGCUAAGCGUUCAUGUAACUUGUCCAGGGUCUUACAACAAGUAAAAGCUUGAGGCAGGAUUUGAAUUCUCAUCUAUCCUGUCUCCAAGGCCAGUACUCCAUCCCUUAUGAUCUGCUUCCUAAUCUGGCAGGACAGGAUAUGCCUUGUAGUUCUCAGGGAGAGUCCUGUUUUGAGAUUUGCACAUUAUUUUUAAAACAGUGAAAAUAGGCAGUAUGGAUAUUAUAUCUGAGUUUGACUCCACUGACUUGGAUAACUGGGACAAGGAAGAUACAAUGGAAUGGGGAAAACUGAGAAGAGAGCUGGAGUGGACGAAGUAGGAGAGGAAAAUGAUAGUGUUUGACAUGAUAGGAAUCCAAGUGAAAGCAGUAGGAAGGAUCAGAGCACACUCAGUGACCCAGUUCACAUCCCACCUAAAACACUUAUAAAGUGCAAUGGUGCCUGCCACUUUGUAGGCACUGUAUAAACGUUAGCUAAUUUUGUUAAUAAUAUCAUUCAAGGGUUAGUGAUAAAGGUCCUUAAAAGCAGCUAAGUGGCACAAGUGGAUAGACUGCCAAGGCUAGAAUCAGGAAGACCUAAGUUCAAAUAUAACUUCACGGUAUGUGAUCCUGGACAAGUCACUUAACCCUGUGUGCCUCAGUUUUCCUGUCUGUAAAAUAAGCUGGAGAAGGAAAUGACAAACUAUUCUAUUAUCUCCUCCAAAAAAAAAAAAAAAAACCCCAAAUGGGGGUCAUAACUAGAAACAACUGAACCUUAACAGAGGCUUCAAAAAUAACCAAUUGUGAAUAAAGGGUUUUUGUUUGUUUUUAAGCUAAGUUUAAUGGAUUUAGGAUAGUGGAACUGACUUAGGAUCGACCAUAGCUACCAAUUACCAUAAAGAAAAAGCAUUUGGGUAAAACCUAUUAACACAUCAGCUGUGUUUUAUUAGUGCCAAGAAUUAAAUUAAUUGCUCUGUUUAGAGUUAUAAGACAGCUCCAGCAAAUGCCCAGAUAUGAGAAUUUCCUUAAACCAAUUUUAUCAUGUUCCCUCACUAGGCUUGUAAUUUCUUUCUUUUGGUCAUGUUUUUUCUUCCUUCUGUUCCAGUGUCCUGUUACAUACUCCAACAAGAUGAUUUCUGUUUCUGUUUCCAUUGAUGUACAGUACACCCAGAUAUUUCCCAGUGUAUCUUGUAUUUAGGGCUCUUUUGUGUCCUCUCAUGAAUAUUUCUUCAUCUGUUCCUUUUGAGUGAGGUAUAUGCCUUUGCAUAAUAAUGCUAUAAUUAGAAAGUGCACUUCAUUGAGAGUCGUUAGUUACCUGCAAAAUCAUUUACAUCCUUAUGUUAGGACCUGUAGUUUGCCUUGCUUAUUACCUAUGCUUGUUCAUUUGUGUAUAAACAUCUGAGAUUGGGUUUUAUUAAUGGCUCCUUGAUUUUUUUGGCCCCUAUGAAUUACUCAGCAUCUCUACUGUGCUACUUAGUCUUUUGAGUGGUAUCUAGCUUGAUCUAGUCUUAAAAAUCAUUCAAUGGGCAUUUCCUCAAAUUGAGACCUGAAAAAGACUUUAGCUUCAGAAGGUCAAGGUCCCCCACUGCAUCUGGGGUCAUCUUUGGUCGUCCCGGCCUUUGGACUCAGAUCAUCCUACAGGAGAGCCAGCUAGAUGAUUUGGCCUAGCCCUGCCUCUCUUAAAUCCAGUUCAUGUGCAAGUUAAGAACUCACCCUCCUGAUUUCGAAGGACAAACAAUAAGCUUGAUAGAUGUGCCUCCCUCAGGCAUAGAUUUUUAUCCCUCCUUGAAUAAGAACUUAUCAAGCCUGCAUUUUAAUCUACAGUCUAGAAAUACUAAGAUGGUAUUCAUUCUUAAGCAAUUGUUCACUUUCCAAACCUAAUAGUCUCUUAUAGUUUCUCUGCCUUUGAAGAGCAAAUAGGGAUGGACUUUUGGUGGCCAUUGCAUUUGUCUCUUGAAUGGCUUCAUUUUCUUGCCCAGAACAAUUCUUUCUGGUCCCUUUAAAAAUAACCAUUUGUCUCUUCCUGAAGCACCAGUGCAGUAUUGGAUUUGACAAGUCUUGAGAGGAUGUCACAUCUUGUUUGUAUUCCCCAAGAAGAAAGCAGACUUUUCUGUUGGAAAACAUUGGGUUGAUUAAUAGAUUAUUAGGUCCCCUGCAGAAAGUCACUAGCAACUUUUGUUUUUUUCUAUUCUUCCUCUGACACUUUUCUGACACUGAUUCCUGUUCUGAUGGCAUCUGUAUGAUAUCAUUCCUAGGAGCAAGAUUAGUUAUUGCUUCAUUAGGGGAUUCUAUCAUUCCCUGCGGCCAAGAGACUCUUACACCUAUUGCUUAGCUUCAGUUAGUUCCUGUAGUUCCCUGUGAAACUUCCUCCUUACUUUUCCCCUUUGUCUAACCUGCCUGGAUGCCCCCUGCCUCUCCAGAUCAUUUCUCUUUGUUUUGAUCUUUUCUGUCUAUUCCCCAUGUUGCCAUUCUGAAAUUUUUCUCCCUCACACACUGUUUUAGCCAAGUUGAACUACAAUUGAAGCUUCUUGAAAACGGGGAUUUUUUUUUUUUUUUUUGCCUUUCUUUGUAUCCCCAGUACAGUACAAAGAAUAUUAUAAGCACUUAAUAAAUGCUUGUUGACCCAAGAAAUAAAAAUCUGGAAGUAACUGAUGUCAGGAGCACUUGUGACCCUCAGGUUUUGUAACUAAGCUUCCAUCUCAGGUGUUAACUCUACCAAGAAGUUUCCUAAUUACAAGGUGAUUGGAAUUGGAAGGACAUUAGAAAUCAUGAGUACAAUUGCCUCAUUUUAUAUGUGGGAAAAUAACCUUUAGAAUUUAAGUGACUGGUUCAAAGUCUUGCAGGUAAUUCUCUUCCCUUCUCAUAUGUUCUUAGGGCAUGUAGUAUAGAUUCCUGGCCUCUGUUACCUUUUAACUUUAAUCAUACUUAAGUGUUAGCCCAGCUCUAUCAGUCAUUUUCCAUCAUUUUGUUCUCAUUCUUUUGAAUAUUGUAGGUCUUUGUUGAAAUGAAUGCCUGUGAUGAGAACUUUAACUAAAUGCCACAUAGAGUUCUUUUUUCAAAGCCAUGUCAUAAAUUCUUUGAUGUUGUUCAUUUGUUGUCUGACUCUUCAUGACCCCAUUUGGGAUUUUCUUGGCAAAGAUCGUGGAGCAGUUAGCCAUUUCCUUCUUCAGAUCAUUUUACAGAUGAAAAAACUGAGGCAAAUGGGGAUGACUUGCCCGAGAUCACACAGCUAGUAAGAGUCUGAGGUCGAAUUUGAACUUGGGAAAAUGAGUCUUCCUGACUCCUGGCCUGGCACCUUUAUCUACUGUGCUAUCUCAUAAAUUCUUGGUUAUUCUAGAAUUUAUCAGCAAGAGUGUGAAUGAAGGAAACUUUGGAAGAAAAUGACUACAUAUCUUAGAAUUCAUCAUAGCUGACUUGGAGGCCUAGAGAAGCCCUAAUUACCUGGCAUGGAAGUGAUUUUAGUCAAGACAGAUUAGGAAAGAUGAGCCAAGAAGUUGCUAGAAUUAAUGGAAAACUUGAGGGUUUAUACCUUGUACCCAGUGAUCCCUAAUAAGGGGAUCUGAACUCCCAUGGACCCAGAUUCUACCUGAGGGAGAUAAAUUGGGGUCCAUAUGAGCCUAGAUUCCCUUUGGAGUGAAUCUAGGUCUGUGUGAACCCAGAUCUCCUUGUUGGAAUUCAAGUUCAUCAUCCAAAUUCAUGAAUUCUAGAAAUUAUCCAAUAUAUACCAGAAAAUUCAGAGAAAAUACAACACAUGACUUGGAGACUCUUCAAAGAAGAUUGGUUAUCAAGACUGCAGAUUUUUAAAAACAAACUUGGAGAGCCAACUGCAAAUUGUGGUGAGGAAAGUUAAUAUGAUUGCAUCCAUUUUUGCUAAGAUAAGAUUUCUUUUUCCCCACAAUUUUGGAAAGCUGGUGGUUAUGAAGGUAGCUAAAAUUUCCACACCCUUUGAAUCCGAGUACCCAGAGCUAGGCAUAUAAUCCAACAAGGUCACAAACAGAAAGCCAAGUUUUAUAUGCAUCAAAGUACUAAUUAUAAGGAAACAGAAACAAAGGAGAUAGAAGCUAAAAGACUGGGGGAUUAUUAAGCAAAUUUUGAUCUCUGUGACCAUGGACAAGUCAUUUAUCCUCUGUACCUCAAUUGAAAAAUGAGGGGAUUGGAUUUCUUUAAACUCUUGAUUGAUGAUCCUACUAUACCAUAAAAAAUUAAUCUGAAGAAUUCUGAAAAAUUCAUCAUAUGAAGAAGUGCUCAAGUCUAGAAUAACUAUGUAUAAUUAUUUCAACAGCACAAAUAAAAGGAACAAUUAAAUGAAAUUGAACUCUGGUUAAAAAAAAAUAUUCAAAAACUAAAAACCAUAAAUUACAACCAACAUGGAGAUGAGGAGCUAAAAAUCAACCUGUCAAAAUGAAUUCUAUCUCUUAGUUUGAGAAAUUGUAUGUUAUAUUACACAUUGGUAAAUUGGAAAAGAUUUGUGAACGUAUGUGACUGCUUAAGUUUCUGUGUUCUUUGACAAGUAGAAGAAUAGGACUUCCUGUGGCAAACUUUUGGAAAUAUAAGAGUCACAAAAGAAUUGGCAUGCAUGGAUAAAUUGUGAUUUGCUUCAGUGGAGAGAACUCUUCACUUUGGGGUCAGAGAUUUGAUUGAGUAUUUGAAGGUAAAUUUCCAUAUGAAAUUGUUAAAUUUGUUCUAUUCCUCUAGUGACUUUUCCUCCAUUCAUUUCCCAUUUUUUCAGCAUCAGUAAUUUGUUUAAAUUUAAAUAGGUCAGCUUGGAAUUGUUUUAUUACACAUUUCUUAAUUUUCCUUUUAUACUUUGUUCUCUACUUUGUUUUGUACUGAUUUUGAGCUCUGUUCUAUGAAGUCAAUUGUCUUAAAUGUUCACAAUUUAUUCAGAAAUGUUUCCCACAUCAAUAAUGUCACAUUUUCUGUAUUCAUUCUUUGUAAUGCUUUUGGGGGUCUUCCAAUUCUUUUGUUAGAAGAAAAUAUUCAUGGUGUAUUGGAAUAAGAUUUCUUUUUAAUCUAUAAGCCUUUGUCCUCCCUCUGGAUGGGGACCGGUUUUUUGUGUUUUUCCCCUUCUCUGUACCCAGUGCCUACCACAGUGCUUAAGCACAUAGUAAGCACUUAAUAAAUGCUUGUUGAUUAAUUGA
Molecule: messenger RNA, 8637 nt
Organism: Antechinus flavipes (yellow-footed antechinus)
Lineage: Eukaryota; Metazoa; Chordata; Mammalia; Dasyuromorphia; Dasyuridae
Gene: RAB3IP
Product: RAB3A interacting protein
Exons: 11
Coding region: 450-1826 (458 amino acids)
Biological process (GO): exocytosis
Cellular component (GO): Golgi to plasma membrane transport vesicle
Molecular function (GO): guanyl-nucleotide exchange factor activity
Source: RefSeq, a predicted model, not a curated record